Messenger RNA from Cydia pomonella (codling moth), 3107 nucleotides. RefSeq names its product organic cation transporter protein-like. The transcript has 7 exons. NCBI's taxonomy places the organism in Eukaryota, Metazoa, Arthropoda, Insecta, Lepidoptera, Tortricidae. The coding region runs from base 393 to 2030 and encodes 545 amino acids. Gene Ontology annotation, molecular function: transmembrane transporter activity. Gene Ontology annotation, biological process: transmembrane transport. Gene Ontology annotation, cellular component: membrane. The record is from RefSeq and is a predicted model, not a curated record.
GAGCAAGCAUAACUUAUAUUUACAUAUGUAUAUAUAUUUACCACUUUCAAGAACUAAAGAAAUUUCGCGUUUUAUUGUGAUUUAAUCGAUAUCGUAGACAAUUAAGGCGCACGAUAAAAGUCAUAAACCUACGCGCGGUGUAGGCGCGCGCACUUUCGGCCCGGUGACCGACCGGCGCGAACGCACGUUACCGGUUCAAAUUAUAACGUGAAAACGUUAAAUAAAUAAACGGUAAACGUUUUAAAUAAAAAUUUUAACGUUUUAAAAAGCCAAUUGAGAAAAGCUUAAUUUUAUACAAUUGUGUAUUUUAACUUAGUUGACUUAUGACAAAAACUUAUUCUUUAAACUUAAAGUUGUGACUUAGUGUUUGUUUGUUUGUUUUUAUUUGAACGAUGGAUCCAGAGAAGAAACAAAACGAGGUGACAGUGGACGAUAUUUUGCACGAUUUGGGACCGUUUAAAAAGUUUAACAUAUGGAAUUAUUUUUUAAUUUUGAUACCGGUUUUCCUCGCUGGGAUGUACUCGUCAGUGUUUAACUUUGAAGUGUUAGACUUGAAUUACAGAUGUGCAGUCCCUGAAUGCGUCGACAACCCUGACGCGUUGAACUACACCAUACCGCGCCUCGACGACGGCGGCUUCGCGAAGUGCCUCCGCUAUGGCACCUUCAGUAACUCGACCAACAGCUCGUGCUCCGCUGAUGCCUUCGACACUUCCGUGGAGCUUGAGUGCGACGAGUACGUCUAUUUGGAAGAACAUUCUAUUGUCAAAGAAUUCAACCUGGCCUGCCAAGACUGGAAGCGGACCCUAGUGGGCACUGUCCACAACGCCGGGUUCUUCGUAUCCAUUCCCCUCACUGGAUUAGUCUCGGACAAGUUUGGCCGCCGGCUCGCCGUGGUCUUUGCUUGCGUGUCGAAUGGUGUCUUCGGGCUGAUCCGGGCGCUGUCGGUCAACUACAACAUGUUUGUGGUGUUUGAGUUUUUGGAGCCAGCGUUCGGGGGUGGGGUUUAUACUGCGUGUUUUGUGCUGGCCCUCGAGUUAGUGGGUCCAAAAGGCCGUGUCCUCGUGAGUCUCCUCUUCAAUACCAUGUUCAUCCUCGGAGGCGUCACCGUGACUCUCCUCUCCCUGUGGCUGCAGAACUGGAGAUAUCUGCUUUUCAUCAUCUACACGCCUGCAGUCUUUGUGUUCCUGUAUAUGUGGAUGCUGACUGAGAGCUUCAGAUGGUUCUUCAGUAAAGGACGCUACGAUGAGGGCCUAAAAGUCUUAAGUAAAGCGGAAAAAAUGAACAACGUCGUGGUACCCAAAGAACAUUACGAUCAAAUCGAAAAGCAAGCCAUUCAGCAAAGAGACGCAAGAAAAUGCGAGAACAUUGCUACCAACCAAUCAUCGUUCAAGCAGAUUCUGACUUCCAGUAUGAUUUGGAAGAGAGUUUUCACCGUAUCUUUCCUCUGGACAUGCUCUACUUUGGUCUACUAUGGCUUGUCUAUAAAUGCUAUAGAAUUGUCUGGGAAUAGUUAUCUGAACUAUAUUGUGGUGAUCGUGAUCGAGGCGCCGGCAAAUGUCUGCAAACUUAUAUUGUUGGAUAGAUAUGGACGAAAGAAGGUGAUUGCUAUCGCGUUCUUCUUGACAGCUCUGAUAUUGAUCAACUACGGAUUCGUCCCUGCUGGCAUGUGGUCCCUGGUAUUCUAUUUGGGCGGCAAGUUCUUCAUAACCCUCGCCUACAACUCUUUAUACGUAUUCGCGGCUGAAGUGUUCCCGACCAACUACAGGACGACGCUUCUCGCGCUGUGUUCAACUAUAGGGAGGACCGGCUCCGCCGUUGCUCCUAUGACGCCACUUCUGGCGCGCGUGUACGAGUACCUACCAACCAUAGUGUUCGGGGUAAUGGCCGCCAUGUCCGGCCUCCUGGUACUCACGUUACCAGAGACCAACAACCAGAAGCUGCCGGACUCGCUCAAGGAGGCCCAGGAUCAGGAUAGAAAGGAUGUGCAGGAGGAUCCCGAUGUUCGGGAAACUAGUAAAACUAGGUUAUAACUUAGCGUUUUUUACAACUACCUAUACUUAUAAGAUAAUUUAUAAAUUUGAUUAACACGGUUAUCGUGACUGCAGCUCAUACACUGUAAGGGCUUGAAAAUGGAGCAAUAGGCUCAUCUAAACAUGACGUGCGAGUGACUAAAAUUACGUUAGUAACCGUAAGAUUACCUUAGUGUAAGUCCUGAGUGGACGCUAGAGUUGGGCGUGCAGCGGGGCGGGACGUGCGGCGUGCAUGUUAAACAAAUGCAAACGUAUAGGGGCGGCCGCAGUGCACGCUGCUCACAUCACUUGUGAGCCCGACGCCACGCUGCACGCCCCACCGAACGCUCCGCUUCGAGCGUCCACUCAGGCCUUAUACUUAAUGUUCGUAUGACUCACGGCAGUAUAAAUACUUUAAAUUCGAUUCUUUAAAGAUCUAUUAAACUAAGGGUCUGUUUCACAAUGUCCAAGUAAAGUCCUCAAUUAGCUACUUGCCACUUAUCUGACGAAUAAAGUGAUCGUUGGGGUUUCAAAAUCUUCAAAUAAGCACCUCUGGCAGUUAAUUUAUUUGUUAAUUAGCUAUCCAAUAAUUUACCCACUCUUUGUGAAACAGACCCUAAGUCAGUUAAUAAUGACAAACUGUUAGUAAUUUAGGUGUGUUCUAGUUUUUUGAUUUGGCAUAAUUUAUCUUUAUCCCUAAGUUAGGCGAGUACGAUCAUACCUGUAAACAAAUAGUGAAAAUAACUUUAGCAACCACGUUGAACGUAGAAGUUGCUAAUAUUUAAUACAAAUAUACCUACUGGUGCUAAAUUACGACGAGGGACCUUCCUGAAUAUAACAUGAUUAUAUAAGUAAAACUAACCUAGAUUUAUAAUAAUAACAAUAUUUGGUAACCUAACCUAAAAGUUGAUAAAUUAAAUAAUUCGUAAGUUCUAUGACUAUCAUCUAGGGCCCAUUUGGGUAACGGUAUCAGGCCAAUAUUAUUAUUAAUCCAUAAACUGGGAUUUCUCAAACGGUAUUAGUCUAAUAUUAUUAGUGUGUUGCCGUGGUAACCUAUAACAACCUGACAGUUCGUGGACUUAUGAGUAUGUAUGUAAU